UCUUUCUCUACUUUUGACAGAUCUAACGAACUGUUUAUUUACAUUUUAUAAAAUUUAGCAAUUUAUGUAGAAAUCCAUAAUGGGUGAUACAUGAAAUAUGGAGGAAAACCUAGUUGCCGCUAACAAAUCCUGGCGUUUGCCCGAACUCUACGUAAAAGUUGAAAAUAAUGAGGAAUUGAUUCGAAAAAAACUCAGGAAAAAUGGAAAUUUGCUUCGAAAGUCUUUCCUGUCUAAAGGAAGGCGUAUAACAGAAGUGAAUAGAGAUCCCCCAAAUUACCAUCUCGAAUCUUUAAUGAAUCCGGAUUCAAACUAUAUCAAACAGGAAAAGGAAUAUAUGGCUGCAAUCGCCAGAUUAAACCAUGGCUCCACUUUCAGUAGCUUAAAGCCGGAGCCGGGAUUGCCCAGAGCAAAUUCUUCGAGCUCUUCCUCAAACCCAAAUAGCUGUCCCUUGUAUGAAUCUUUUGAGAGAGCAAACCCAAGUCCCCCUAGCUCACCGUGCUGCACAGUUAAGCAAGAACCUCCCUCUCCAGACUGCUCUGUUUCCGAAACAUUUUUCAGUGAAACCUCGAAUCCGGACAGUGACUUUCUCGCUUCGAGUGAACAUUAUUCCAAUUCAAGCAGCCAAACGACUGAUGGUUCAUCGACAUUUUCAGUCUUGGUCAAUGCUGUUAAUUCUACAAGUGCUAAACCCCUAGAUAAGACUAGUCCAAAUAUAACUAUAAAACAGGAACCCAGUGAUAGUGACCAAGACUCUAGUGCAUCGCAAUCAAAAAGUUCGAGUUCAUCCAGCUCAAGUGAAAGUAAACCCCAGUGGUCUGAAAGGGUCGCUUUUUUACGAUCAGAAGUGUUGGGAAACCCAAUGUUGCAAACUUUGUUUAAUGAUCUAUUUGAACUGAAGCGACAGUACAACAACAUAGACGAACAGGCCGUAAUGAACGAAGUGAAAGCGAUGAAGAAAAGGAAUAAAUUGCUUCUCUGAAACUGAUUGGCUGUGGGAAGUUGGAAGAGGAUACUGAGACCUGUAUGAUAACGUGAAACUUGCUAAGAAGACGUUUUUUUUAUUAGAUGCUUGAGAUUGCAAGUUUUCUUGUAUUCCGAUAUUCAAAUGAGACUGGUGGUCUGAGGCUUUUUAGUUUAAAGUUUAGAAAAUUCCAAUGUCGAUGGAAUAAGUGACUGUCUCGACAAAAGUAGCUGGACUAAAGACAUUUUACCACUGUACAUUUGUUCUUUCUAAGAGGCGAUGUUUUCAAGUUGUAAACGUUUUUGUUUUUGUCAAUAACAACAUAUUUCUCUGUGUUUCUUUAAAAAUGCUAAAAGUACCUAAGUAUGUUUGAUAGUAUCGUUAUUUAGAGCCAAUUGAUCACUCUACUGUAUAUCAAAUAAUUUGGUUUAAUGAAAGCAGAUUAUUUUAUUUCUGACAAAAAAAUUAAAAACAUAUAAUGGAUAUGUUAAGUAAAAGUUGAUAUUUAAAGAAAAAAACAUGUUUCAGUUUAAACUCAACAAUUUUUAGAGCAGUUCAGUUACUUUAUUCCCCAUUUCUAAAAAUGUUUAUACCUCUACCCAGUGGUAAAAGCUUCAAUUGAAAACGACAAUUCUAAAUUAAUAUCCUCUAAACUGCUUAAAAAACUGAAAAAAGCAAAGCGAUAGUAUGAAACUCAAGGAACAAAGCUGAUUUUCUUUACUGUAAAAGUUGGGGAAUUUUAACGCAAUUCAUAAUCAAAGCGGUUCACCAAAGUGAAAAUCUAGUUUAUGUUUAUUAUAACAUGGUUUGAUAAUGAAAAAAGUAGGCAAUUAGGAUUGAUCUUUAAAAUUUUUCUACAAUUCUUAAACAAGUUUUGUAUUUUACCAAGAAUAAACGCUGAUUCUCAUUGA
Molecule: messenger RNA, 1872 nt
Organism: Dendroctonus ponderosae (mountain pine beetle)
Lineage: Eukaryota; Metazoa; Arthropoda; Insecta; Coleoptera; Curculionidae
Product: secreted protein PRY1-like
Exons: 2
Coding region: 98-979 (293 amino acids)
Source: RefSeq, a predicted model, not a curated record